Molecule: messenger RNA, 1284 nt
Organism: Chrysochloris asiatica (Cape golden mole)
Lineage: Eukaryota; Metazoa; Chordata; Mammalia; Afrosoricida; Chrysochloridae
Gene: ANKS4B
Product: ankyrin repeat and sterile alpha motif domain containing 4B
Exons: 2
Biological process (GO): brush border assembly
Molecular function (GO): protein binding
Source: RefSeq, a predicted model, not a curated record
AUGUCUACCCGCUACCACCAAGCUGCUAGUGAUAGCUACCUGGAGCUUCUGAAAGAGGCUACCAAGCGAGAUCUGAAUCUUUCUGAUGACGAUGGCAUGACACCAACACACCUGGCUGCCUACCACGGGAAUUUAGAAGCCCUGGAAAUCAUCUGCAGCAGAGGAGGAGACCCCGAUAGAUGUGAUAUCUGGGGGAACACUCCGCUGCACUAUGCAGCUUCCAAUGGUCAUGCCCACUGUGUCUCAUUCCUGGUCAACUUUGGGGCCAACAUCUUUGCCCUUGACAAUGACAUGCAGUCUCCACUGGAUGCUGCUGCCAGCAGGGAACAGAAUCAAUGUGUUGCUCUCCUGGAUAAGGCUGCCACUACCCAGAACAUCAUGAACCCCAAGAAGGUCACCAGGCUGAAGGAGCAGGCUCAGAAGAAUGCCAGGAGGCAGAUCAAAGAAUGUGAGAGGCUUCAGGAGAAACACCAAAAUAAGAUGGCCCGUACAUACAGCAAGGAGGAAUCUGGGAUGCUCUCUUCUUCCAAGGGCACCUUCUCCAAGUCAUCCGUUUCAAGUGCUUCUGCCUCCAGUACAUUUGGGUCAUUGUCAAAGGGCAUUAAAGACACCUUCAAGUUAAAGUUCAAGACAAAGAACAAAGAUACAGCAGAAAAGGGGGGUGAGGAGGCCAGAAGUGGACAGAGGAAUGUAAUGGAAGUAUUCAGAGAGGAAGAGGAAUACUCAUUCUCAGAGGACUUUAAAGAUAAGCUCCAGUUUGCAGCAGAUGAAGACAAGAGUAGGCAACACGAAUCCAUUCUCAACCGUCCAGGUCUAGGAAAUAUUGUUUUUAGGAGGAACACAAUGCUGAGUCCUGAAGACACCUCAGACAGCAAGAGUGAGUUGCAGCUUAAAAUGCCCAGUGAAUUGUUUCAGAGACAAGGAACAGCAGAGAUUGAUGAACCUGAGACUGAUGAAGAGCUAGAGGAAAAUGGCCAUAAUGCGGAUCUGCCUUGGGAUAAGGAUGAAUUGGAGUGGGAGGAAGAUGUAGCUGAUGCUACUCCCCUAGAAGUGUUCUUGCAGUCCCACCACCUGGAAGAGUUCCUUCCCAUUUUCAUGAGAGAGCAGAUUGAUCUAGAAGCUCUGUUGCUGUGCUCUGAUGAGGACCUUCAGAGCAUACAAAUGCAGCUGGGUCCCAGGAAGAAAGUUCUUAAUAUCAUAGAGAGGAGGAAGCAGGUGCUACAGCAUCCUGGGCAGUUGGUAGACACCAAACUCUGAUGGGGACUGUUGGGCCAACAGAGGUGA